AUGCCCAAACUUGAUAAAAUUACCAAGCCCAAGUCCAGGUCCAGAGCCAAAGAGACGAGAACCUGCGAACGUGGUUCAAGUGAUGAGGAGGGAGACAAAGAAGACAGGAACUGGAACUAUGAGGUCCAUUGGGAAUUAAGUCAAUCAGAGAGGCCGAGGGUGCCGGAGGAGCUCACGGAGAUUUUACGUGACUACAACCACGAAGCUGAAGACCUGGAGCCCUGCGUUCUUGCCCGGCUGAAACUCGAUGCUAUCCUCAUGAGUACUCUUGCAGCCGUCAAACGUACGGGUAAUGGAUGCAAGUCCACGCAGACCGCGCACUUCGUCCUAGGAGCGCCAAUCUCCUUGCCGUGGGAGAUGUACUGCGGGAUGAGGACUAUCCGCGGGGAGAUGGAUGAUUCUAUGGCAUGGGAGAGGCGAAGAUGCAAAGACCGAGACCGAGAUCGAGAUACCCACGGUCUUCAUGCAGGACGAAUUGGGCCCGGGCUGCCCUCGAUCCGGUCACGGUUCAAAUGUGUAAGACUUCUAGAAGCCUGCGUGAACUGGCUGUGUCGAGUCAUGCUGCAUCAUGCGCGCAAGAAAGCCGGACACGCCGCUGUCCCCAUAUAUGGCGUGUCGACUGAUUCCGUGGAGUGGUUUUUUCUGCGACUUAGCCCGGAGAAUACGCUGUCGGCUCAUUGUGUGGAGUGA
Molecule: messenger RNA, 690 nt
Organism: Aspergillus mulundensis
Lineage: Eukaryota; Fungi; Ascomycota; Eurotiomycetes; Eurotiales; Aspergillaceae
Exons: 4
Coding region: 1-690 (229 amino acids)
Source: RefSeq, a predicted model, not a curated record